Molecule: messenger RNA, 5787 nt
Organism: Xenopus tropicalis (tropical clawed frog)
Lineage: Eukaryota; Metazoa; Chordata; Amphibia; Anura; Pipidae
Gene: slc45a3
Product: solute carrier family 45 member 3
Exons: 5
Coding region: 397-2040 (547 amino acids)
Biological process (GO): sucrose transport; transmembrane transport
Cellular component (GO): membrane
Molecular function (GO): transmembrane transporter activity
Source: RefSeq, a predicted model, not a curated record
CUGGAAAGAACGAGUGUGUGAAACAGAGGAAUGCUGAAAUACCUGCUGCCCUCACAAAGAAUGGGAGAAUGCCCCCUCCCAGUAUAGUAUCAAGUACCACUUUAUGUAAACCCAGAGAACCUGAGAGGCCAGGCAGCCACAGUUCCCCUGGGGCCUCCCUUUUAGUAAAGAGCAAGACUAAGGCUUUAAUUUUGGUGCAUUUGAUCCUGUCUCAUGGGAGUUUUACAAACACAUUUUUGUUGCCUGACACCUUCCUGACUCAUUUGCAGUUUUACCCAUCACUAAAUCACCUGGUCCUCACGUAAGAGAUGACUCUUUGUAAACUGAACACAAAGUGCAGAAGGAAGCAUCCGUCAUGUUAUUGGACAUAAAGCGCUUACUGGCAACCUAUAAGUAAUGACAAUUAAGAAAAUGUUGCAUGCAGGAAUCCAAGAACAUCUAAGUACCCCACGAGCACAGCUGCUUCUUAUAAACCUACUGACAUGUGGUCUGGAGGUGUGUCUGGCCGCAGGGGUCACAUUCGUUCCUCCCCUGCUCUUGGAAGCUGGAGUGGAAGGCAAAUUUAUGACAAUGGUGUUAGGUAUUGGACCAAUCGCUGGUCUUCUCAUUGUUCAUCUCAUUGGAUCUGCUAGUGACAGCUGGACUAGCAGGUAUGGCCGCCGCCGUCCCUUUAUCUGGCUUAUGUGCGUUGGAGUGAUGUUGAGCCUGAUUAUCAUACCUUAUUCCAGUCAACUUGCCAGUUUGCUAGGGGGCCAUAAUGCUGGAGUAGAGGUGGCCUUUCUUGUGCUGGGCAUAGGACUGUUGGACUCCUGCGGGCAGGUCUGCUUCACACCGUUGGAAGCUUUGCUCGCUGACCUCUUUCCUGAGGGAGAGAGCUGCAGAAAAGCAUUCUCUGUGUAUGCACUAACAGUUGGACUUGGAGCCUGCAUUGGAACUCUGCUGCCAGCUGUGGAUUGGAGUGGUAGUUGGCUGGCAAAACAUUUAGGUGGGCAAGAGCAGGUUCUCUUCAUCUUGCUACUUAUUAUUUUCACUGGAUGUGUUAUUGCAACAUUCUUUGUCUCAGAAGAACUAAAGCCAGGAAUUGUACAAGUUGAAGUGCCAGGAGAUCACCCAGCCAGAAAAGGACCUUGUCUACAGGCUUGUCAGUUGUGGACUUUUCCCCUCAGAGCUUGGCAGCUGGUGCUGACAUUAAGAAGUGUGUGUGCUUUGUUUCCACAGCUCAGGACAUUUUGUUGCAAAGUGCCUGUUACUCUGUGGCGCCUCUUUGUAGCACAGUUGUGCUCCUGGAUGGGUCUUAUGACAUUUAUGCUCUUUUACACUGACUUUGUGGGUGAGGGCCUAUACAAAGGUGUUCCAGUAGCAAAGCCAGGCACAGAAGACAGACUGCGUUAUGAUGAAGGAGUAAGGAUGGGUAGCAUGGGACUCUUCCUACAGUCUGUGAUAUCUAUGAUCUUCUCCUGUUCAAUGGAUCAUCUAAUCAAGAUGUUUGGUACCCGAUCCAUUUACCUUGCCAGCAUUGCUUGCCUUCCAUUGGCUACAAUAGUCAUGUGCUUCUCCAGCAGCAUUACCAUUGUGACAAUAUCAGCUGCCAUGACAGGCUUCACCUUCUCUGUUCUGCAGAUUGUGCCAUACACUCUUACAACAUUUUAUCACCAUAACCGUCAAGUGUAUGUGCCCAAAUAUAAAGAUGCUGGUGGGUAUAAUAAUGUGACUGAGAAAGAACGAAAGACAGGAUUUCAUAAGGACACCCCAAAUGGCGUGUCGAUAUUCCCAUCUCUGGGCCCAGAAUGUGAUACAACAGUCACUAUUACAGAUCCUUCUGCUCAGAAGCAUGGAAUCUGCCUGGAUAUGGCCAUCUUAGACAGUGCUGUUCUUCUAUCACAAGUGGUUCCAUCACUAGUCAUGGGUUUUAUCGUGCAGAUGACACAGACAGUCACAGCAUAUGCGGCUGUUGCCGCAGCCUUUGGAUUUAUAGCCAUCUACUUCUCCAACAAGGUUGUGUUUGAUAAAAGUGACUUAACCAAACUGACAGCACUUUAAGGUUUUUCCUGGUCUAAAAUUUUGCUUAACUUAUUAUCUUUUAUUGAGGUUCAGUUUAAUGUCUGACAUUUGUGUUAUAAGGGCAUUUUAUUUAAAUAUUGAGGGGCAAACUGGACCAAAGAUUUUGUAAAUACUGUCCUUGUUUCAUAUAUACUAUUUUAGAAGAGGAUUUUAGGGUGCCUCUGUUAAAUUUUUAGAUGGGUGCAAUGAAACAAACUGAGCCAUUGGUUUGAUGUGGUGCACUUCAUUGUUUCCACCAUUUUUAGCCCUGCUUACCAUUUUAACAUUUAUUGUCUUACCACUUGAAAUUGCGCUCGUUCGUCAUAUUAAAUAGUUACACCAUAAACCGAGUCAUAAGUCAUAGAUCCCAUUCAUCCCAGCAAAAUUGUCUGUGUAAACCAUAGUUUACCAAGUUUUCCUUGACAAAAUGUAUAAAGUGUAUAUGCCACUGAGGCAUAUAUAUGCUGUAAUAUUUCAGUCUGUGUUUAUGUGUUGUAUAAACAUAUGAGCAUAUUUAUUUGAUAUAAAGGGCAUUAUUAUAUUGUUACAAGUACAAACAACAGUCUUAAACUAACGUUACCAGAUUUCAAAAUGAAAUCUGUGGACACCUAUAAAAUAUUUAUUAAGGCCAUAUCUGCAGACGAGGACUCUGUACGGGCAAACUUUUUUUCCCAGGACAAAGGUCUUAAAACCUGGCUUUUCCCCUUGAAGUGGGGACUGAUGGGAAACAGAUCACUGAGCUUGAACUUGUAUCAACAAGGAUUUAUAUACCUGGGUGAAACCAAAAAAAUACAUUACUAAAUGCUGUAUAUGAGCAGGGGGGAAACCAUUUUGUCUUUGUUCUUCACCAAGACUUUUAGUCUAAGAUGUGUUAUAUUGAAAAAAGUGAGGUAUAAAAAUGCUGAACUGCUUGAAACCUACAAAAAUCAAUUUAAAUAUUUUAUUUAUAAUUGAUUUUAUAGCCUGUCUAUUCUGUUUGUAUGAAUACAAUAGAUAUCAGUUACAAAGCACUUUAUAGAAAUGUUGUGUUUAGCGUUAAUUCCUUUUAGUGUUCUGCAUUCAGCCCAUUUAUAUGCAAAACACCUCCCUGAUUGUAUGGUUUCAUAUGAAUCCUCAGAAAGUACCUAGUAGUACAUCUCUGUAACCCCAACAGUGCAGUCCAUUAUAACUGCUUCACUUUCUGGGCUAAAACUUGAAUAAAUCUUGCUUUGUGUUCAGCCCAUCUCUACUGACAAGGAAGUAUCCUAAUGCCUUGUCUGACAUACUUGAAAGAAAUACAUUUCCAGGUCAAGUUACUUUAAAGGGAAGUUAGAAAUAUGAGAGAACCAUUUUCAUUUUAUCUGAUUAUUUCUGUACCUCAGAAAUAUCACAGACACACAUAAUUUAUGGUUUUGCAUGGGAGUAUUCAAUUAGGAUGUUUGCCUGGGACCAGCCCCAAUGCAUCUAUUUAUAGUGAUAAGAAUUUUGUUUUAUUGAUUGUGGAUGGGGCAUAUCUUUCAAGAUGAAGGCAAAUAUUUAACAUUACAUUUUUUUAAAUGAAGUUAUAUAACCACUAAUGCAUUAACGAAACCCUCUGUGGCAUCCCAUGGUUUAUAUAGACUUUCUAAGUUAUCUAGGUAUCAAUAUCUACAAUUCAUAUAUUUUUUGUUACCUGUAUGGUGCCCUCCCAAGUCCGAUGUACAGUUCUGAGCUUUCUGGAUAACAGAUGCCUUUAUCUGUAGUAUGAACAUUGGUUGGUUCCAGAUUUGGGCAGGUUAUGGACAGUUCAUGGUGCAUUGGCAGAUGAGGAAAUCAACAGAAGCUGCAGCAUGGCCAGUGUUAUUGGAACAUUCUGCAAUAAUCACAGUUUAAAGCUCAGCUAUAAAGCAGGACAGGGCUGCUUGUAUUUUGAAAUAAGAAUAUGAAGGAAUGUUUAUGUCAUAGGAAAUACAGUACUAUUAUAUAACAAAAUAAUACACCUUUUAUAGAGUUUAUACUUUUUUUUAUUACUGAACUUCUCAUAUUGACUAAAGAGUCUGCAUUAUUUUUAGGAAAAUGCAUCAGUUUUUAACCUUAUAAUGUUAGUACCAGGCCCGGACUAACAAUCUAUUGAAUCUACAGUGUAGAUUCUGGCAAAUGCCAGAGGGGAUGCUGUAAGAAGCCAUAGACAUUAUUUUGGGGCGUGUGGGAGGCUUUUGGGCCUCCAUGUACUUGAAAUACCAGGGUCUAUAAUUAUAUAUUGUAUAUAGUCCGGACCUGGCAAGUAAUAUUUACACCUAUUCCUGCUGGACACAUGCUGAUAGAUGUUGCUGUAGAGCUUUAUGUUAACUGAGAAUGGUAAUAUUAUAGUUUACACAUUUCUACAAAUAUAUAAAGUAAUGUUCAAAGUACACAUCCAAACAUAUUUAUAUAUUAUCAAUAUUUAGGAGAUGAGUUUUAUUCUAUAAAGUGUGUGUUUGCAGACAUGUUUGUCUAUUUUAAAAUGUGUAAAAAUACAUGUUUUUAUCUUACUGGAAGUAUACAUGAAGGUGGUUACAUUUACAUUUAAGUUUCAAUUUUUUUACUGAGAUUUUUUUUCUUUGGUAUUGGUAAAUUAUUUAUUUUUAUUGUAGGUGUAUAUUUUCUAAAGCAACCUGAUGCCAAAUUGUAUGUAAAAAUGUGACGGUAAUAUAUUCCUUUUUAUUUAAAUCUCUUCAUACUUUGGAAGACUUCAGCUAGGGAUGGAUAAGUAGACCAUCCAAACUACUGUUUCAGUGUGAAAUAUUUAUUUCUAGGAUAAUAGUAUGUAAGUGUUUUUUUUCUGUGAUAUGGAUUGAAGAUCCUCAACCACAGCUGUUGUACACUACUGGUACCCAAGGACAGAUCGCAAGAUCUACUAGUAUUGAAAACUACAGCUUCCACCUCAGUGCAGGCACACGCAGCGGAGCAUAGGUCGGACCUACGCUUCACUCUGCUGCAUGUGCCUGCACUAAGGCAGAGCUCAGCCUAAGCACAAAACAUCAUGUAAGAAUAAAGUGGUAUGUUAAAGAUUGGUAAUUGUUGCCCCCUGCAAUAGUGAAUUAGAAUUAAGGUAUCUAGGAGAUAUUGUGGUUAGUAAAUGAUGUUAUGUAUUAGAAUUAAAGAAAAGUAAAUUAAAAUGAAAGAAUUAUGUGAAAUAUUGACCCCUGUUUGGUGCCAUUGUGCUUUGGCUUGCACAGAGAAACCCAGGCCUGUAUCUACAAAUUUUUUGCGGUCUUUUUUUGUUUUUUUUCUUUUGAUAUAAAGUAUUUAUAAAGACCUGUGCAAAUAUAUUUUUAUAUGCAUAUAUGUAAUUAAAAUAUUAAUCAUAUAUAAUGUCCACUUAAGUGAAAUAUUCCUGCGUAAUAUAGGAAUUGUUGGUAACCUAAAAUAACACAGUAGUAUGUUUGAGGGCAUGCUGAAACAAGUCCAAUAUUAUGGUAUUAUGAGGAGGGGAAUUAUUUAGUUCUACUUUUUGUUAUUUUUAUAGUUGGAAUUAAAUGGGAGAGUGGUCUUAAAUAAUCCCUUUCUUCCCACAAUGACUAUGCAGUGUCCAGGAGGAGAGAGACUUGCACUGUUAAUGGAAAUUCUUCUGUAAAUGAUAAUUAUGGGUAUGACAUUUGGUAUGAUUUUAGGUUUAUAUAUUUUGUCUAUUUGUGGUGGAAGAUUCAAAUUAUCAUUAAGGAAAUCCAAAUAUUGCAUUUGAUCCAUUCUGUUAACAACAAUAAAGGGAAAUAAGGUUUCAUAAUAAAAAAAAUCUAUAUUUGUUCA